CAGAAAAAUAUCAACUAUGGCUGACAGCUUAGAUGUUUUUGAAAAACGGCUUGAAACUUUGGAAAAUAGGGUUUUCGGGGGCUCCAAUAAGGAUGCACACUAUCCAAGGAUGAGUGACCCUUCCCAGUGUACGGAUGUGCUAGCAUCUGCCCAGGGCAGUCUCGGUAAAGCUGUGGCAGGCAAGAAGAAAAUCAACAAGAUAUAUGACAGAUUGCAAGACCUCCAGGAAUGUUUGGACCCUGGCAAGGCUGAUGAGAUGACCUUGUCUAAUGAUGCCAAGGCUGAAAUCAUUCUUGCAGAGGAGGAUCUAUUACUGCAGCAGGCUGCCAGACUGGAGACACUCCAACAACUACAGGGUGCCCUGGACAGUGAACAUAUACGAGGUGUAGGAGAGUUGAGCAGUCGUCUGCAGGAGUUGUCCCGUAUCCAAGUUGCACAACAAGAUGAGGCCGGCCAGCUCUCGGAGGAGACGCUACAGCUCCUUGCCACAUACAACAACAUUAUAAAUCUCCUUUCCAAGCAGUUUGUGAAGUGGGACGAAACUCUCACCAAAAUGGAGCAAGUAAAGUUUACAAAGAAACCACUCGAUUGAUUCCGGAUAUGAUAGGACAAGACUCUCUAAUAAAUAUUGCUGAUGUAUAUUGUCUUACAAUUUUGUUAUUUAUUUUGAAAACAUUUGGUACACACAUGUUGAACUACCGGGUAUGCUUUUCUGGAAAAAACGACUUGAACUCAACUGACUUGCAUGUAGUUGUGUAUCUGAGAUCUUAUUUCGAGUCAUAACUGAUAAUAAUUGUUACAAUAUUCAAAAAAUGAGAUAGAUAUUGUUAAUGUUGAAAAUAUAGUAAAAAAACGUUAUUUGUAUAUGCCAUAGGUUGAGUGAAAUUUUCAUUUUAAAGAGGAUAGGCAACCAUUUUUUUUUAAACUUUGUUGUUCAUAUCUUCUGGCAAAAAAGCAUUUGGACAGAAAUCUGUAAAUCCAAUGAGAUCAUUAAGUUUCCAUCAGCGUUACAAAUGUUUUCUUCCAGAAAAGAGAUCAUUUUCUGUCACAUUUUUAUAUAAUUGUUUACAAAAGAGCUCUUUUUUGAACGUUGGAUGAUGUUCAAAGCAUGGUAUUCUAAUUUCACAAUAACAUUUAUCCAUUGUCUGACGGUAUAAAACAUAAACAAACCGCUUUGAAAGUUGCACAAGUAACAAGGCCGCUGAACUAGUCUUCAUGAAGUGUGAAAAGCCAUGUGAAUAAGUUCUGAAAAGGUUAUGUUUCGUAAUAGCUUUUUGUCAACAGACAGAAAAACUGUUUAUGAAGUGUAUUUCUUGAUAUUAAAGUACAAAAUAUUGUUCUCACUGAAUAUCUAUAUGUGAAAAAAAGAACCACACAAUAAAUCAUUAUUUAUAUUUUUAGUAUAACUUAAUGAUUCCAUAUAUAUGGCAAUUAUAGAGAAAAUAACCUACGGUCGUGUUUGAAAACUAAACCAGUAUUUCCAAAAAUGGUAUGGAAUAUGACACAUCUGGUAUUUGAAUUUCUAACUUAUUUCUUCUUGCACUGGAAUAAACACUGGAAUAAACAUUAUGCUGCUAAGUAGCCAUAUUUGUAUACUGUAGCUUGAUCUGUGCUUUCAUUAUCCGCUGAGUGAGUUUGUAUUACUGUACAAUUACAUUGUCAUUUACAAGGAGGUGGUAUAUUAUGUGCAAUAAAGUCUUUAACAUCAUAUAA
Molecule: messenger RNA, 1713 nt
Organism: Mya arenaria
Lineage: Eukaryota; Metazoa; Mollusca; Bivalvia; Myida; Myidae
Product: dynactin subunit 3-like
Exons: 7
Coding region: 17-592 (191 amino acids)
Biological process (GO): cytoskeleton-dependent cytokinesis
Cellular component (GO): dynactin complex
Source: RefSeq, a predicted model, not a curated record